GGGGGGUCCACCUGGAAAGACAGUAUGAGCUGAGGCUCUAGGGCUCCAGUUUCACUUUCUGAAUCUCCAGAUGCUUCUGGCCUUGAAGGGACUAUGAUGGAGGCACAAAUGGAGAGCUGCUCCCCUUGGGAUCAAAGAACUGAGGUCACACUAGUGGCCCCUCUUUCUAUCUGAGCUGCAUUUGGAGGUGUUGUAGGGACAGCUCUGUAGCUGAGCAUGGCAAGACUCGGGGGGAAACAUCAAACUUCUCCAGUGGAGCCCCUGUGUGAGCCCCACCCCUCCCUAAAUACAGACUACUCGCUGACAGGCUUGCACUUGGUGUGCUGGGUUUAAAAGGUGACUGUGAGAACUUUGUUUAUUGCAGGGGCUGCUGCCACUUAGUUUGCAUUCCAAACAGACUUCAGUAAUAGAAACUGGGUUGGCUUUCAAGGAAGGCUCCCCAGCAAUAGGGGCUGAAUUAUUUGGGAAUGUGAAGCAGGGUGAAGAGUUGGGGAACAUAGGAAAUAUUCUUGUCCAUGUGAUCUGAGGGAGAUGGCAAGGAAGACCUCCAUCUGUGUAGGCUUUUCCCUUCCUGACUUAUCUGUCCCCUAGGCUUUCUUGACAGCCUCAGAGCUGGGGAAGAAAAAAGAAAAGUUAGCAUGUUGAAAUUUCUUCUUUAGCAACUUGGGGAGAGGCUGGGGAUGGAAUUCUGCAGGAGAGGAGAGGAAAUGGAAGAGGAGUUUUUCUUUUGUUUUUGGGCUGACUGGGGAAGAUGGUAACAUUUGUCAUCAUAACCUUUUACCCUCCCCCCCAGACCUGGUCAGCUGAGUGUGGAAAUAGAGGGAUUUCUGCCGCUAUCAUUGUUCAUGGGCGUUCAAGGUAUCAGCCUCCCAAGGGAACCUCAACCUUUAAAUUGGUUUCCUCCAUUCUAUGUUCCAAGAUCCCAUUUCCAGUAAUUUACAUCCAGGUUCCUAUCUCUGUUAUGUGGGUUGCUGGGUUGGGGCAUGUGGGAAUGGGGCAAGGGGGUACUCACUUUCCCUCCUUUUCCUGUCCACCCACCAGGUCACACUACCUACAAGUAGGAAGCAGGGACAGAGAGAGAGCCUGCAUGCCAUUUCUAAGCUCUUCAGGAUCAAAAAUGGCAGCCUGUGGAGGCACCUGCAAGACCAAAGUGACUGUCUCCAAGCCUGUGUGGGACUUCUUGAGCAAGGAGACCCCAGCCCGGCUGGCCCGGCUUCGGGAGGAGCAUCGUGUGUCCAUCCUCAUAGAUGGCGAGACUUCUGACAUCUAUGUUCUCCAGCUUUCCCCACAGGGCCCUCCCCCAGCUCCUCCCAAUGGGCUCUACCUGGCCCGGAAGGCUCUUAAGGGGCUGCUAAAAGAGGCAGAGAAAGAGCUGAAGAAAGCUCAGAGGCAGGGGGAGCUUAUGGGCUGCCUGGCUUUGGGGGGUGGAGGGGAACACCCUGAGCUGCACCGCCCAGGCCCACCCCCUCUCCGAGCAGCCCCACUUCUGCCCCCAGGGGCACGGGGUCUUCCUCCCCCUCCGCCUCCCCUACCCCCUCCACUUCCUCCCCGCCUUCGAGAGGAGGCAGAAGAGCAGGAGAGUACCUGCCCCAUCUGUCUGGGGGAGAUCCAGAACGCCAAGACGUUGGAGAAGUGUCGGCACUCGUUCUGUGAAGGCUGCAUCACCCGGGCCCUGCAGGUGAAAAAGGCCUGUCCCAUGUGUGGCCGCUUCUAUGGGCAGCUGGUAGGCAACCAACCCCAGAAUGGGCGGAUGCUGGUCUCUAAGGACGCCACACUCCUACUGCCCAGUUAUGAGAAGUACGGCACCAUCGUCAUCCAGUAUGUCUUCCCGCCCGGCGUCCAGGGGGCUGAACACCCAAACCCUGGAGUUCGGUAUCCUGGCACCACACGGGUGGCCUACCUCCCAGACUGCCCUGAGGGCAACAAGGUGCUGACCCUGUUCCGAAAGGCGUUCGACCAGCGUCUCACCUUCACUAUUGGCACGUCCAUGACCACAGGGAGACCGAAUGUCAUCACCUGGAACGACAUCCACCACAAGACCAGCUGCACAGGGGGACCCCAGCUGUUUGGGUACCCAGACCCCACCUACCUGACCCGGGUGCAAGAGGAGCUGAGAGCCAAGGGUAUCACAGAUGAUUGAAGGACAUCCCCUUUGCCAAGGCCCCUGCCGUUGUCCUCCACUAGGAUCCAACAGAAGCCUCUGUUCUCUCUCCCCCUGCCCCCCCAUACCACACAGUAGGGGAUCUGUCUGACUGGGGAAGGAGUUCAGAGAGGGAGGGGGCAGUCCUCUGUCCCCCACAGCCAAGUGCUUCAGUGCAGGGGUAGCCGCUCCCUUCUGGCAGAGGCUGUUUCUCAGGCUCUGCUCCCCUCCUCUGGUGUACAUACUCCCAGUCUUCCUGCCCCCUCCAUUGCCCUUGGCUUUUUCUGGUAUGUGCUGUGCUCCAGUGACUAAGCUGAGAAAGAACCUGGGUGGGGAGGGGAGGGGGUCUUGAACCCCCCACUCCCACCCCCUACUGCUCCACUGCUCCACUUCAGUGCAGGGGAGGGGGAAUCUAGCUGGUGUGAGCCCCCUUGGAGCUGGCCCUGUAUGUUCUUCAGAACCAAUUCCCCAUCUACCUUAACUUCGCCCUUUCCUGUGUCUCUGUUUCUGUCAGUCUGUCUCCCGCUCUUCUCUGCCCCCUAUAAGGAGCCUCCUUACCCUGUUCUGGAACCGCCGCCAAACUGUAGCUUUUAAUUUAAUAAAAAUAAAGUAAAAUAU
This is a messenger RNA of Miniopterus natalensis, 2758 nucleotides long. It is a transcript of the gene DTX3, whose product is annotated as deltex E3 ubiquitin ligase 3. The record is from RefSeq and is a predicted model, not a curated record. Gene Ontology annotation, biological process: protein ubiquitination; Notch signaling pathway. NCBI's taxonomy places the organism in Eukaryota, Metazoa, Chordata, Mammalia, Chiroptera, Miniopteridae.